Molecule: messenger RNA, 783 nt
Organism: Encephalitozoon romaleae SJ-2008
Lineage: Eukaryota; Fungi; Microsporidia; Unikaryonidae
Exons: 1
Coding region: 1-783 (260 amino acids)
Source: RefSeq, a predicted model, not a curated record
AUGGACGACACAAUUCAAGUGUACGAGGAAAACCUAAAAGAAUUAUACAAGAUGAAAGAUGAAAUAAAAAGCAUGCUUUUUCUUGACGAUGAUCUGGAAUGUCUGGGCCAUUAUCCGACUGUGUGCUGUAUCAUUACAUCACUAAAUGGGGGAAUAAUGGAGGAAUUACAAGAUAAUCCUCAUGCCAUAGAAAUGGAAAUGAUAAUCACCAUCGGGAGAUCGUUAGAUCCAGAUGAAAGAAAAGAUCUUAUUUCAAAACUCGAAAAGAUCAAGGCUGUUGCUAUUGAGGUAGAUGAAAACAGGGAUAUUCUUAGAGUUAGACUUAAGUAUCUUCACAAUUUAUUAGGUGAUGAUCUUUUCUUCAAAUUUAUCACGGAAGUAAGAAGUAUUUUUCUUUUAACAAGAGCAAUUCCAUCAGAAGUAAUGAAGUACGGCACUAAGACAUAUGGGUCGCCAUUAUUAUCCCAGCACCCAUUAGUUGCUAAGGCGUCUCCUAAAAACCAAGAGAAGCUUCUCAGAAAGCUUUGCUGCAAAGUUACAAUUGCUGCCAAGCUAGACUUCUGUGGAAGCAACUUUGAGACGGACUUUUCUAAGCAAAUGGAGGAGGUUUUUAAUAAUCUUGAAAGCAAUUCAAAGCAAGAAGGAUCUGUUCUGAGGGUCCCACUUGCAAGAAAGGAAACAAGACGUGGUGGUAUAAAGGCAAGACGUAAAAGGAGCAAAUCCUCACCACAGAAGAGAAGGAAGUUUUCGAAGCUCGAGCCCGAUGGGAAUGAUGAAUCAUGA